AUGGCCCCUCUCCGAAUUGCCAUCUUGGAAUGCGACACCCCAGUAGAUAAAAUCAACACGAAAUAUGGCGGCUACUUUGGGGUCUUCUCAUCGCUCCUCCGCGCCAGUGCCGAAGCUUUGGAUCGACCAGACCGGCUGGACCCGGCCUCUGGUCUCGAACUCACGCGCUGGGACGUGGUGACCGCUCAAGAGUACCCCAACCCAGAGGAUGUAGAUGCGCUUCUGUUGACGGGAUCGAAACACAACUCCUAUGACAGCGAUCCCUGGAUCCUCAAGCUUGUCGAAUACACCAAAUCCGCUCUUCAAGAUAACCGCAUCAAGAUUCUGGGAAUCUGCUUCGGGCAUCAGAUCAUCGGACGUGCGCUAGGAGUCAAGGUCGGUCGGAGUGAUGCCGGCUGGGAAAUUGCCGUUUGCGACAUGGACCUGACCGAGCAGGGCAAGAAGCUGUUUGGCAAGGACAAACUCCGCAUCCAACAAAUGCAUCAGGAUAUCGUCUCGGAAUUCCCCCCUGGUGUCAUUUCUCUGGGCUCAUCACCCCGAUGUGCGGUGCAGGGCAUGUAUCUGCCCGGUCGGUUUGUCACCGUCCAGGGCCAUCCCGAGUUCACCGAGGAGAUCGUCACCGAGAUUGUCACACUGCGGGGCAAGGCGGGGGUUUUCUCCAAGGAGCAGGCCGAGGACGCCUUGGAGAGAGCGAAGAAUGAGCAUGACGGGGUUGCGAUUGGUGCGACCUUUUUGAACUUUUUGCUUGAGGAAUAG
Messenger RNA from Aspergillus melleus, 756 nucleotides. RefSeq names its product type 1 glutamine amidotransferase. The coding region runs from base 1 to 756 and encodes 251 amino acids. NCBI's taxonomy places the organism in Eukaryota, Fungi, Ascomycota, Eurotiomycetes, Eurotiales, Aspergillaceae. Gene Ontology annotation, cellular component: cytosol; nucleus. The record is from RefSeq and is a predicted model, not a curated record. The transcript has 3 exons.